AUGCUGAAAUCUUUAAGUUUGAUAUCUGAUGGCUGCACAGAUUGGUCAGUGGACUACCUAAAAUACCGGGUGCUUCAGGGUGAGCCAGUACGGCUGAAGUGUGCUCUCUUCUACGGCUACAUCCGGGCCAACUACAGCCAGGUACAGAGUGUGGGCCUCAGCCUCAUGUGGUACCGUAGCUCUGGCCUUGGACACAGCGACUUUGAGGAGCCCAUCUCUUUCGACGGAGUUCGCAUGAGCAAAGAAGAAGACGCCAUCUGGUUUAGGCCUGCUGACCUACAAGACGUGGGCCUGUACUCCUGUGUCCUACGGAACUCUACAUACUGCAUGAAGGUGUCCAUGUCUCUGACUGUGGCUGAAAAUGACACAGACCUUUGUUACAACUCAAACUUGAGAAGAACUGAAAAGGCUGAACUCAGUAAGAGUAAAGACAUCCUCUGUCCUGACAUCGAUGACUACGUUGAACCAGGCAAAGAGCCUGAGAUCACGUGGUACAAGGAGUGCCAUCCAAAGCAGUGGCGUGCCAGUAUAUUUCAGAAGAGGGACAUCUUGUCCAUUCAAGAAGUUAAGGAAGACGAUAUUGGGAAUUAUACCUGUGAAGUCCAGUUUGGUGGCUUUGUCGUCAGAAGGACGACUGAACUCACAAUGCAGAGAAGCUUCACUGAACCCAUCAAACUGGACCAGAACCAGAGCAGAACCAGGCCUCCAGACCCAUCGGUGAAUCUUGAGCGCUGCCACCCGGCCCACGAGGACCUCUAA
This is a messenger RNA of Nematolebias whitei (Rio pearlfish), 759 nucleotides long. Its product is annotated as interleukin-1 receptor accessory protein-like 1-A. Gene Ontology annotation, biological process: negative regulation of exocytosis. The record is from RefSeq and is a predicted model, not a curated record. The transcript has 5 exons. Bases 1 to 759 code for a protein of 252 amino acids. Lineage: Eukaryota; Metazoa; Chordata; Actinopteri; Cyprinodontiformes; Rivulidae.